Messenger RNA from Acaulospora colombiana, 138 nucleotides. The record is from the annotation of a GenBank genome assembly. Lineage: Eukaryota; Fungi; Glomeromycota; Glomeromycetes; Diversisporales; Acaulosporaceae.
CCUUAUUUGGAAGAAGGUGGUGUGGUCGGGUGUCAAGACGUGAUUGCAUUGGCCACCCUACUACCGUGCAUCUCCUUUAAUGACCGCAUGGUCGUCGUAGGGCCGGCACGUGUGGUUGACGAGGCAUCACUAUCCAAG